AAGGGAGCAAACGCGAGUCCGAGGGCCUCUGGGGAAAAAUCCAGUUUCAGGCUCGGGGGGGGGGGGCCACGGAGAAGUCUGCUCUGCGACAAAAUUAAGCGGCAAAAAAGCGUUUGUGGCUAAGAGACAGACCGGAGUGUGCUCAUUUUUCACUUUAGCGGUAAGAAUUCCACAGCUUGAGCAAAUUGUGUCCCGACUCGCCCGCGGUUGCUUCUGUUGCGCAACGGAAAACGGGAUGGAUUCCAUCUUUGUUUGCUCCCCAUAAAACAAACAGCGCAGACUCGGGUGUGGCGCCUGCAAGCGUGCAUACAUUUUUGUUGAAGGGGGGGUUACAGAUGACUGACUGAGGGUGGAGACUUUCCCACUGAAAAGGGCGUUGUCCCAACUUCUCCUCCCCCUCCACUCUUCCUCCUUUUCCCCCCAUUUUGGGACUCGAGAGCACCUACAGGUCGUCUCAGCAGCCAGCAUGACGGAAUCCGCCGAAGCCGUGGCCGCCGACGUGACCAGCCGGAGGAGCGUCACCAUCGAGAUCACCAAUCUGACCAACAACUACUGCCUCAUUAACCCCAAGGUGCACCUGGAGAGCGGGGAGGCGUACAACCCGCCCCAGCCCACGGUGCGCCCGCUGAAGACGGAGGUGUGCACCUUCACCAAGUCCAGCAGCUCGGCGACGGGCAGCGUGGGCGUCCUCACCUACGACCUCUUCGAGAGGUCCCAGAAGGACUUCAUCGAGACGGUGGCCGUCAUGUUCUCCGUGCCGUGGGACUACAACCUGUACAAGAACUGGUUCGCCGCGGGCAUCUACAAGAAGGGCGUCAAGUGCGACAAGGACCUGUUCAAGCAGAUGUACAACGAGAAGAAGCAGCGCGAGCACGGCUUCGUGCGCGAGGAGGCCACGGGCGCCGGAAUCAACUACGUGGGCAACUACCUGGAUAUCAAGGCCACCAUGAGCCCGCUGGGCAAAGCCGUCAUGAAGGUGGAGGUGUGGGACAAGCUGUUCACGCGCAUGGGCUAGCCGGACCGCCGGGCUCCGCGGCGCCGCGUCUGGCGCGUGCCUCGAAAUCGAGCCCUUCUACCCUCUUUCAAUAAAUUUGCUUCAGAUCA
Syngnathoides biaculeatus (alligator pipefish) is the source of this 1104-nucleotide messenger RNA. RefSeq names its product actinoporin-like protein (gene apnl). The transcript has 3 exons. Bases 467 to 1015 code for a protein of 182 amino acids. NCBI's taxonomy places the organism in Eukaryota, Metazoa, Chordata, Actinopteri, Syngnathiformes, Syngnathidae. Gene Ontology annotation, molecular function: channel activity. The record is from RefSeq and is a predicted model, not a curated record. Gene Ontology annotation, biological process: cytolysis in another organism; monoatomic cation transport; pore complex assembly. Gene Ontology annotation, cellular component: pore complex.